ACAAGUAAAAAAAAAAAAAAAAAAAGCCUACAUUUCCCAUGAUCUCCGUCGCACACGGAAGUACGUCAUCACCCGUGACCUUGGCGUUUCUUCCCAUUCGGUUUUCUAACAGGACGGCAUGGCGAACAGGGAGCCAGGUGGUUUUCUGCAGCAGCUGCGGCAGAUCGCAGGCAGGAUGUCCUCAGGACCUCGGGGAGCAGGAACUGGUCUCAAACUCCUGAUUGGAGCUGGAGCUCUGGCUUAUGCAGUCAAGGAGGCUACCUACACAGUUGAAGGAGGACAUCGAGCCAUCAUCUUCAACAGGAUUGGUGGGAUGGAGAUGAACACAGUCCUCGCUGAAGGACUUCACUUCAGGAUCCCCUGGAUUCAGUACCCCAUCAUCUAUGACAUCAGAGCCCGACCCAGAAAGAUCUCCUCCUUAACUGGAAGCAAAGACCUUCAGAUGGUGAACCUGACGCUGCGGGUUCUGUCCCGGCCGCUGGCCUCCAACCUCCCCAUCCUGUACCAGCAGCUGGGUCAGGACUACGACGAGCGCGUGCUGCCCUCCAUCGUCAACGAGGUGCUGAAGAGCGUGGUGGCGAAGUUCAACGCCUCGCAGCUCAUCACGCAGAGAGCUCAGGUUUCUCUGCUGAUCCGCAGGGAGCUGUUUGAGCGGGCCAAAGACUUCAACAUCAUCCUGGACGAUGUGGCCAUCACCGAUCUGAGCUUCAGCAGGGAGUACACGGCGGCCGUGGAGGCCAAACAAGUCGCCCAGCAGGAGGCGCAGCGAGCUCAGUUUUACGUUGAAAAGGCCAAACAGGAGCAGAGGCAGAAGAUCAUCCAGGCUGAAGGAGAAGCUGAGGCUGCAAAGAUGCUGGGCCAGGCCGUGACGAAGAACCCAGGCUACCUGAAACUCAGGAAGAUCCGAGCGGCGCAGAACAUCGCCAAGACGGUGGCGCAGUCCCAAAACAGAGUGUACCUGAAUGCUAACAGCCUGGUGCUCAACCUGCAGGACAAAGAGAGCUUCAAUUUGUCCUUGCCCAUCAAGUAAGAAGUUUCCUCCUCCAUGCCGGUUUUCCAUCGUUCCUUCAGUUUUGCAUCAGGAAAACUCCACACCUGCUCCCUCCAUCCAGCGUUCCCGUUUAGAGCCCAAACAGAACUUCAAAGAGCGGAUCCAGUCAAGCCGGUCCUCCAGAGAUGAGAAGAAUAAACCCUGAACCGUUUUCAGCCGUUUUCUGUGUGAAGAAGUGGUUCCUCUCAGCUGAAACCCGACGCUUCUGGAACUUCCUCUUCACAGAAAGAGGAACGUUGGACUUUCUCAAUGUUCUCAGCAGUUACUCAUCUUUACAUAAUGUUUAUCAUCAGCUGCACGGAGCCAGAACCAUGGACCCGGCAGGAAAUAUGGACAAACAGCUGAUAAUUCAUGAAGCAGAUUCUGUAUUCAACCAUGGUCGUCUCAUGCAGGAUAAGUCCUACCAGGGCUCGGUCCAAACCCGAAUCACACACACAGGUUCAGCUCAUCUAGAUGUUCUGUUUCCCUUUAAACGAGAAUAUUUGAAGAAUUAAAGUGAUCCUAAAACACGA
Messenger RNA from Girardinichthys multiradiatus, 1563 nucleotides. RefSeq names its product prohibitin-2-like. The transcript is spliced from 10 exons. Lineage: Eukaryota; Metazoa; Chordata; Actinopteri; Cyprinodontiformes; Goodeidae. Gene Ontology annotation, biological process: mitochondrion organization. The coding region runs from base 119 to 1030 and encodes 303 amino acids. The record is from RefSeq and is a predicted model, not a curated record. Gene Ontology annotation, cellular component: membrane; mitochondrion.